AUGGCUUCGCUACGAAGACCUUCCGCUGCGAUCCCAAAGGGUCAGGGCGAUAGGGGUCCCAUUCAAUCUGGCCCCAGACCACCUCUACCUGGUGAUAAUGAUAAGAAGAAGGAUGCUAGGAAGUCGAAAGUCGGGGAUAAGAUCAGGAAGAGGAUGAGUAUGAGGUAUAUGGGUGCCGAUCAAUUGCCUUCCGAAUCUAUCCCACCCCUUCCAGGACAAGCUACCGACUUUCUCGAUUCAGAUCCAUACGGAGGAGCAGAUUUCACUCCCAUGCCAAUGGCAGAUGACGGUCAAGGUGAACAAUUUUUCAAUCAAUUCGGUUCACCGGAAUUCAAACAAUCCGGCUUCGGCCAGUCCCCAGUAGACACGAGUAAUAGAGCGGGAUUCGGAUCUGGAUCAAGAUUGUUAGGUGGAGAAGAAGGCAUACGAAGAAGGGGAGCAGAAGAUAUGACUCGAGAAGAAGAGUUUGAUUUGCACGAGUUGAAUAAUGAAGAUUUCAAUAUUGGUGAUUACCUCAGAAGAACGUUGACUGGUGCGGAUGAUGAGGAGAAGAAAAGGUUUAAGGCUGCUUUGAUGAGGGAGAAGGGGAGUAACAAAAAGGAAUUACAGAAGAAUGUAUUUAGACACUAUGCGGAAUUCGUUACUAUCUCGAAAGAGAUUUCAACACUUGAAAACGAUAUGCUAGAUUUGAAAGAAUUACUAGGACAGUGGAAAGAUCUACCUCAGUUGAUGGGUAUGGAAGAUACGUUGGCACCGACAUUGGAUAAGAGUGGGAAUAUCGAAAGACGUCGUACUCAACGUAACUCGGUAAUGGACCUUCAAAACCUGUACAAAUCGCAGCUCACGCAAUUAUGGUCUACCGUGGAAGGAUCGCAAAAAUAUCUCCCUUUAGUACCUGGACGACACCUAGUAUUCGAAACUCAUAAUUUCGUAGAACUCAAUGCGGCGACGUAUAAAGCGAAACAGAACGUAUCGAUGUUUUUACUCAAUGAUCUACUGUUGAUUGCGGGAAGGAGACGAAUGAAAUCCGCUCAAUCCUCUUCUGCAGGAGAAAAUGGAGAAAGGGAAAGGGAAAGAGGGAGGAUGGUAGCUGAGCGAUGUUGGGUGUUGGCUGAUUUGGUGGUUGUUGAUGUGAAAGAUAGUGGUGAUCUCACCAACGCACUGAAAAUAAGACGAGGCAAAGAGGUCUGCGUAUACCGAACUUCGAAACCAGAAGAUAAGAAAUCGCUCUUAGCUGCUUUCAGACAAGUUUCACAGGAAUUAGGAGAGAAAAAGAGAAAGGAGAGUGAGAAAGAACAAGAGAGAAGAAAGAGUAUGUGGCAAGGGGAGAAACCUGGUGGUCUUUCUUCUGGUACUCCGGCUUUACCAGGUCUAAUGAGUCCCGGUCGACCUUUGUCGACGAUAGGGAUGUCCAUGGCUGAUUCGAAAGAUUUGAGAUGGAUUGACGAGUAUGGUGAUGAGUUGACGAUGGCUAUUGCUAGGAGGGAUUGGGAAGAAGCCGUGAAACUUGUUGAAAGGGGUCGAGAUUUGCUCAAAACAGUCUCCUCCAACCCCUCAGCAUAUACACUGUUAUCAACCCGUCUAGACCAACUUAGCCCUACACUCAUCAAUCAAAUCCUCCAUGAUCUAUCUUCGAGCCAAAUUCGAAAAACCAAUACUUCUACUCUUAUAUCGUAUCUGAACAGAUUAGAUUGUUCAGAUAUGGGUAAAGAUACUUUCCUCAGAUCUCGUAAAGAAUUGAUGAUCAAGAGAAUCAGAUCCAUCAAAUGCGAAGGAGAUAUAUCGAUUUAUAUCUCAGAAUUAUCUGUGGUGUGCUUUACGAUUAUUAGACAUACGAGCGAUUGGUUCAUGAAUGCCUUCAAGGAGAAUAGGAUGGCUUCGGCCUUCAUAACGUGGGCGAAAGAGCAGAUUGAGAUGUUUGCGGAUAUGUUCAGAAGACAGGUGUAUGCCCCCAAUGUAGAGCAGAACGUGGUGGAUGAAUGUGUUAGAGUGACGGCUUCGCAUAAUAGGAAGCUCUUACGCGACGUUGGUCUCGAUUUCACCUACCUCCUAUCAACGCUUCUUCAGCUUGAUCCAUCUGCAUCCUCACCUCACCCGAUAUUCAAUACCUCUGCAACUUCGUCUACACCCGCCACAAGUUCGCUAAGUCAGCCACCACCACAAGCACCAAAUAUGGGCAGGCAGGGCUCAGGCUACGCUCCAAGCUUGGGUAGAUCCGAUUCUGGAUACAAUGGAGGGUAUCAUUUGCAUAGGGAAGGAUCAGGAACAUCCAUGGGAAGAGAACGAUCGUCUGAUGGUAGAGAUCGCUCUGAUAGUAGAGUAGGCAACACAGCUCCAUUGAGCGUACCAUCCAGGCAGAGAGGCGCGGGUGGGCAGAGUCCUCUUAGUCCUGAUUCAGGCCGAUCUACUCCGCUAGCGGGACAGAGAGACGAUGGGCCGGUGUUGCCUCCUAGAAGUGAGAGGAGGGGGAUCUCAUCACAAGGAAGGGACUCUGAGUCGCUCUCGUAG
This is a messenger RNA of Kwoniella botswanensis, 2508 nucleotides long. RefSeq lists its product as uncharacterized. NCBI's taxonomy places the organism in Eukaryota, Fungi, Basidiomycota, Tremellomycetes, Tremellales, Cryptococcaceae. Gene Ontology annotation, cellular component: exocyst. The transcript is spliced from 9 exons. The record is from RefSeq and is a predicted model, not a curated record. Gene Ontology annotation, biological process: exocytosis; Golgi to plasma membrane transport; intracellular protein localization. The coding region runs from base 1 to 2508 and encodes 835 amino acids.